AUGGCGGCGUGCGCCACCACCCUCAACCUCGCCCCGGGUACAAGUACGGCUUACCCUCUGCCCGCAGGCGCCAUCCCGAGCGCCUCGCCCUCGCUUGCCACCGUGUCGGUGUACGCCUCGCACACGCACAUGCAUACCAUCGCGUACGCGCCGCCGCCGCUGCCUCCGCCGCCGAAUCUGCUGCAGCACGUCGGUUAUCUCGCCACCGGGUACGCGCCGGAGAGCGCGUACGCGGCAUCGCAGCCGACGAUCCAAGAUCUGCGAUACGUCCUGUACCACCAGCCCGAGCCCGAGCCCGAGCCCUCCUACGAGCCACUAGCGUUCGUUCACCAUCAUCAAGUCAACCCUUGUCCUCCUCCUUCUCCCCCUCCUCCUCCCGCAGACGCUGCCUACCGGCCCGGAUCGAUCGGCCAGCCGCGCUACGACCCUCCGCCCGGACCACCGCCGCCGCCACCACCGACCCGGGCUCGGGGGCCCAGCUUGGAUAGCAGCAUCCCGUCGUCCUCCGCGUACGCGCCCGACCUCGCCCUCGACCUCGACCUCGAAUCCGCGCCCGCGCCGCCGCCGCCGCCGCCACCCUCUUACACCGUCGUCGUUCCGCCCGGAUCCGAGGACGCGUACUCCACCGCGGGCUGCUACCCGUCGUCGUCGUCGUCGUCCUCCUCCUCCUCCUCUGCCUCCUUGUCCCGGACCGCCGCGGCGUUGGGGGUGGUCCGGACCGCCGCUGUCGGCUGGCACGUCGAUCAGCAGCCGUCCCCGGUGUCGGUGUCGGUGUCGGUGUCGAGUUACCCGUCCGCGGCUUCUUCCUCUUCUUCGCAGCAACAGCAGCAGCAGCGGUGCGAUCACGACGACGACGGCCCCGGUCUCGCACGGCCAAACGUGGGCCCGGGACAAAGCCGGUGGUACACGGACCAGAUGCGCUGGACGCAGUACGCGCACGCGUACGACCGUUCUCGCGCUCUCCGCGGCACCUCCCGCUCGGGCUCGGGAUCGGGCUCGGGCUCCGCUUCGUCCUUCUCCUCGCUCACGUCGUCGCUUCCGUCGCCGCGUGCUCUUCCCGAGUACGAGUGUCCGCCGCAGCGCCGUCCGGAUCGCGCGCCUCCUCCCCCCGCUCCUCCUCCUCCUCCUCCUCCUCCUCCUCCUCCUCUUCCUCCUUCGCUCGAGUUCGAGUCCGGACGACCUGCUAGCCCGAGCUCGGGAUCCAAGCGCGCGCACGAGGGCGUGGACACCGACGGCGACGAGGACGACGAGGGGUUCUCCCCUCCCCCGCAUGCCGCUGCGAGCGCGAGCACGGCGGGUUCGCGAAAACCAAAGUUGCACCAGUGCAAGAUCUGCAAGAAAUGGUUCCCGCGGCCGAGCGGGCUCGAGACGCACAUGAACAUCCAUCGCAAGCUCAAACCGUAUAAAUGCCCGGUACCGGGGUGCGGUCGGGAUUUUGGCGUGCGCUCGAACGCGAAGCGACAUCUACGCACGCACGGGAUCCACCCGCCCUCGUCCUCCUCCUCCUCCGGAUCCAGAGGCGGCGGCGGUCCGCACCUGCAACGCGUCCGCGGCGGAGGCGGGUACGCGGUCGGGUUCGAAGACCCCGUCGUGCACGACAACACCUUCCUCAUCACAGGAGGAGGAGGUAGAGGAGGAGGAGGGAUAGGGACGAGGAGGUUGAGAUGGGUGCCGCAGAGUUUGCGCGGGAGGACGAACGAAAGGGCGUUGAGGUGCGAUUCGGAGUCGGCGGGGUCGGAGGGGUCGUCGGUGGCGGAGGACCGAGUGCUGGAUAGUGCUAGUGUGAGGAGGAGGGCGAGGGAGAGGGAGAGGGGGAGGGAGGGCGGGGUGAAGGUCGAGCCGGAGGCGCUGCCGUUGACGCUCUUGCCCGUCGUACCGUCCGGCUCGGAGUGGGGCGAAGAGGAGCGAGACUCGUAUGCACAGGUCGGGCCGUAUCCGUACCAUCCGAACCAGUGGCGUGCGCUGCCGGGUCCGGCGCCCAUCACGGCGAUUUGA
Molecule: messenger RNA, 1995 nt
Organism: Punctularia strigosozonata HHB-11173 SS5
Lineage: Eukaryota; Fungi; Basidiomycota; Agaricomycetes; Corticiales; Punctulariaceae
Exons: 3
Coding region: 1-1995 (664 amino acids)
Cellular component (GO): nucleus
Source: RefSeq, a predicted model, not a curated record